AUGCCUACAUAUAUAUGUCAGAGAUGCAAACUACCUCUUAGCGUCGACCAAUCGCUUGAAGGACUUAGCAAUGCACAGAAGCGGUUGUUGACUACCAAUUAUUCGCCUCGACCGAAAAGUAGUUUAAUGGGAGAUUUGAAGGCUGGUACCGAGUCUCUAGACACAGAUGAUUCAACCGAUGCUUCCCUUAUUCCGCCAACGAUGAUUGUUCCCGAAGCUCGGAAGAAAACGUUUCGAGAGGCCUUAGAUUCGAGUGGGGGGAAGCCGUUGAUUGGCAAUCGAGGGGGAAUUGGCAAUGGCAGUAAUCACGGCAAAGUUGAUGAUGGAUCAUUUGUGAUGCUAGAUGAGGACAAAGAAGGUAAGGAGAAAAAAGAUACGGGGGAAAAAGGAAAGGCCACUCCUAUUCCUGUGAGUGAUACAGUUUCCACAUUGAGUAACGUAUUCAAUAUCGUCUCUUCAAAGUAUGAGAUGGAUUAUCCUGUAUGCAAUGAUUGUGCACAUACACUUAUUGAAGAGAUGAGCAAGAGAUGCGAUCAAAUGACCAAGGAAAAGGACACCUAUGUUCAAUUUCUCAAGAAAUUGAAUGCUCAGAAUGGUCCGAAUCGAGAAAGAUGUACGAAAUCAUUACAAGAACUCGACAAGUUGAAGGCCGAAGAGGCAGAAACAUUACAACAGUUGGAACAAGCUGAAAAGGAGAACUCUGAUUUGAAACAUGAGCUUCAAGAGGUUCAAGAACAACUAUCAGAGUUGAGCAUCGAAGAACAGAAGCACUAUUUGAAAGAGAAUUUGUACGAACAUGAACUUACACAGCGUGUGAGCGAAUUGAAUAGGGUGAAAUCAUUAUACGAAUCAAAUAUGGAUCAAUUGGAUGCUCUAAGAGGAAUUAAUGUAUUUGAUGAUACCUUCAAUAUUUCUACACAAGGACUUUUUGGAACCAUCAAUGGACUCAGGCUAGGUAGUCUUGAUGAUGUCAAAGUGUCUUGGCAUGAGAUAAAUGCUGCCUUAGGUCAAUUGGUAUUACUAUUAUCUGUUUGCUUACGCAUAUUGAAAUUAGAGAUCCCAGAAUACGUGCUCAUUCCAAUGGGAUCGACUUCGAAGAUUGAGAAAAUCGAGAGAACACAGAGAAAUACGGAUUCCAGAAAGACAGUACUCGAUCUAUUCAGCAUGGGAGAAUUUUCUAUAGGAAAUAUCUUCACCCAUAAUAAGUUGGAUGCAGGGAUGGUAGCAUUGGUUGAUGUUAUACGUAAAAUAGCAGCGGAGCUUAAGAGCAUCGACUCAAACAACGAACUCCCAUUCAAGAUGACCAAAGAUAAAGUGGCAGGCUACAACAUAAGUCCUUCUGCAAGAGCAUCUAAUAAAGAAUGGACGGCUGCUUGCAAAUAUCUACUUACAAAUACAAAGUGGAUAUUGACGUUCACCGCCGGAGUUUAUCAGGAUCAGUCCUCAGAUGGCUCUGCGGCUGCCUAA
Molecule: messenger RNA, 1467 nt
Organism: Brettanomyces nanus
Lineage: Eukaryota; Fungi; Ascomycota; Pichiomycetes; Pichiales; Pichiaceae
Exons: 1
Coding region: 1-1467 (488 amino acids)
Biological process (GO): autophagosome assembly; cellular response to nitrogen starvation; late endosome to vacuole transport
Cellular component (GO): phosphatidylinositol 3-kinase complex, class III, type I; phosphatidylinositol 3-kinase complex, class III, type II; phagophore assembly site
Source: RefSeq, a predicted model, not a curated record